AUGCAACGGUAUUAUCAUCAGAAUCCAAAUGCUUUGGAAGAACAUCGACAAUUCGAAAUCAGCACUAAAGAAUUUAUAUCUAAGAGACAAACAGCCCAGCCGUACAUUAUUCCUGUAGUUGUUCAUGUUUAUGGUAAAAUAUUUAGUGGAACUAAAGUGGAUGAAACUAUCAUAAAGACAGCAAUUGACAAGGUGAAUGAGGAUUUUCAAGGACGGAACGAUGAUUUCAAUACAGUUAAUUCAGCUUUUAAAGAAAUAAAAUCAGCAUUUAGUGUUACCUUUAAACUAGCUACACUUGAUCCAGAUGGAAAAUCAACAACUGGAAUCGUUUGGUAUGAUGAACCCCGAUAUGGAUAUGCAACGGGAAUGUUCGAAGAUUGGAUACAGUAUGAUGCAUGGGAUAAUUACAAAUAUUGCAAUGUGUAUAUUCAAUCGGAUAUAUAUGGAAAUGGUGACUUAACUCAGUCUGGUGUUGCUUGGUUUCCAGAUUCUUUUAUGUCUGAUAAGAAUUUAGCACGUAUCGUUUACAAUGGACGCCAUCUUUAUGGAAAUACAAACAAAGAGUUUGCAUCGAUGUUAACUCAUGAAUUUGGUCAUUGGCUUAAUCUCUUCCACACAUUCGAAGCUGGAUGCAUGGAAUCUAGCGAAGGCCCAUGUGAUAAAACUGGAGAUCGUGUAUGCGAUACACCACAAACUAUAAGUAAAGAUGGCUGCGAACCUGUGUAUAAUUGUGCUGGAAAACUCGAGAACAGUGAAAAUUAUAUGAGCUAUACUGGUGCAGAUGGAUAUCAUUUAAUACAGAUACUUGAUUUUGAUAUUGUCGGAUUAAAUUAUUUUAAAAAAGCACUUGGAUUUGUGUCAGCUGAUGGAAAUUUUCAUCUUCGACUAGGUUUUCGAAAUUUACUUGAACGUUUAUUAUUAUUAGUAAAAUCGAAGAAAAACUCAUUAGUUAAAAAUCCUGAAUUAACACAUGAUCAUAUUGAAAAUGAUAUUUUUAAAAAACUAAUAGAAUUAUGA
Rotaria sordida is the source of this 1017-nucleotide messenger RNA. Lineage: Eukaryota; Metazoa; Rotifera; Eurotatoria; Philodinida; Philodinidae. The record is from the annotation of a GenBank genome assembly.